Aspergillus welwitschiae is the source of this 1888-nucleotide messenger RNA. RefSeq names its product splicing factor ESS-2 family protein. Gene Ontology annotation, cellular component: catalytic step 2 spliceosome. The transcript has a single exon. The record is from RefSeq and is a predicted model, not a curated record. Lineage: Eukaryota; Fungi; Ascomycota; Eurotiomycetes; Eurotiales; Aspergillaceae. The coding region runs from base 106 to 1539 and encodes 477 amino acids.
CGAGCAUGUCGUCUUCUUUCUUCUCCUUUCCUUCUUCAUCAUUUAGGAGUUCUCUUCUUCACUAGAUUUCUGCUCGGGUCCUUGUUUUACUCACGAUUACCAGCCAUGUCCGCCGACUCUCAGGCUCUGACCAAGCGUCAAAGCGACACCAGCCUUAUGCCCCCGCCGCCGCCACCCAAGCGUAUCAAGCGGCCGGCCACUGUGUUGGACGAAGACGUGUACACCAAUGCUCUGUCGGAGAUCAUCGCACGUGAUUAUUUUCCCGGUCUUCUAGAAGCCCAGGUGAAGCAGGAAUACCUGGAUGCGCUUGAUUCGAGAGACAAACAAUGGAUUGCAAGCUCCAAGAAGAAAUUGACCGAUCUCUUGAAGACUCCAGGGAGAGCUCGAUCGCAUUCCGGAUCAGCCAGUAUGACACCACGAGCCACCAAUUCGGGACGUCCUGAAGAUACCCCGAUGGGCUGGGGAGGAGAUACACCGAUGUCAGUCAUGUCAACAACAUCUUCAUCUACUACACCCAACGUUGACCAUGUUACGACCCCGGAUGUGUCCCGCCUUGGAUUGCUAGAGUUCCAGGCCAAAUAUACGAGCGAAGAUAAUGAGUCAUUCAACAAACUGCUCGAUAAACAGAAUGAAAAGCACCGCGAGAGAUAUAAAUGGUUGUGGAGUGGGAAUAAGAUCCCAACUGCGAGACAGAUCGCGCACCGGCGACAAGAAGCUAAACGGAUCGAGGCCCAGGGCGGUAAUCCAGAUCAGCUCAAGCAGAUAGCUAUAAAGACUGACCUGGACGCCCGGCCCGCGAAUCCAGACACCUGGAAAACUCAACCUGAGAACUCGCUCAUGUUUGCGCCUUCCUCCAUCGAGGAUUCAUAUGAAACUAUACAGCAAAAAGCUGAAGCAUCGUCGCGGGCAGGCCCCAAGCGGGUAGUGUUUCAGAACACACGGUUACCAGAUGAGAGCAUCCAGCAAACGCCAUCGGACGCAAAUGCACCCCCGCCCUCACCUUCGAUUUCGGCCAUCAAAGACGCUAUUGCCGGACACCCUCGUCCCACCGAAUCUGAAGCAGUAUAUACAGGGGGUGAGACGCCACGAGUUAAUGGGUACGCCUUUGUGGAUGAGGAUGAGCCUGAAUAUCCUCUCACUUCAUCAAAAGACAAUGACAAUUCUGCGAUAUCUCCGGAUGAUAUUCGCCUGCUUGGCGGCAGUGAUGCCACGCCGAAUCCUUUCGAGAUCAAAGAAAACCGGAGACGGGAAGAUAUUCACCACCGCAUGGUAGAUCGCGUAGCGAGGUCUAAGCGAGCAGAGAAAUCCCUUCGUGAGACAAAGACCCCCGUAACGCCACGGUUUGCCAGCAGCCCACGAUUGGACUUUGGCUUGCGCACGCCGGGUGCAGCUACGCCAGGAGGGAGGACGAACAAAGCGUUGACUCCCGCAGCACAGAAGUUACUCCAUCAGGUGGGAAGUACUCCUCGUCUAGCGGCAUCAUCCUCGAGCUCAUCUCUGAGAAAUAUGUGGACACCGACCCCGAAAAGGGGCAAAUAAUGUGGUGUCUGCUCUCACACGGACUUCUCUCUUUCCUCUUUUCAAGCAUAUUGGGUUAGCGUUUGUGUUUUAACUUGUCAUUAUUAGAUACCAGUGGUUUAUAGAGGCGUCAUGGAUAGGGGAUUCUAUGCGACUAUGAGAUAAAGGUUGUUAAAGGUUCAACUUUUCCAUUACGACAGUUGCCAUCUACAUUUCGGCAACUGCCAGAUAACAAUGUAUAUACUAAUUCGGAAGUGUGAGGUUUCUAACUAGCUAGCUGCCAGUUGGUCUAGUAUUGAAACAGAUUUAGGCAAGUGUGAAGACUUUUUGUUUGUAGAAAAGACUGGCUCACCUGCCAACUAUAGGCCAC